AUGUUUGACAGCAUCCCUUACCACGCCGCUCGCUCGAUCCUCUUUCUCUGCUUGCUAUACUCUGAGUUGCCUUAGACUGACCCGGUGACUGUCGGGACAGCCUUUUGAGGGGUCCAUGGAGCUCAGCACCAAUGUCACGUGCCCAAAGCUGAGUCCCUGAUUGGGUGACGCACCGCAGGACCUUAGAUCGCGUCUGUAUAUUGACUUAACAUUGAAUCUUGAUGCCCCUGAUGCGCAAAUCGUAAGGGCACAGGAGAUUUGUUACCGUAAAUACCCUUCCUGACACAACCCUGUAUUUUAUCCUGGCUGGGGACCGGAACAGGGGGACCCAGACUUGGGUCCUUGUGGCUCCAUAGUUAGGCAGCAGCGCUGUGAAGGGUCUUGCCUGGUUCCACAAUGAAUAAAGCUCAAUGUUCAAUUCAGCCUGGGAAUUGAACCUUGUGCCAGUCCUGCACUUAACCCACUGAGCCAUCCAGCCGCUUAUCAAAACAUAAAAACAGAAUGUGUUAACUUCAGUUAUCAGACUCGAGUGUAUAUUUCCAAUUAUGACAUGUUUGGCUUGUUGUGUUUUCUUGCACUUCUGUGUCUUUGUGAAGUUUUUGAAUCUCAUCUGAAACAAUUCAAAAAGCACAGUUUGCAGUGGAAGCAGAGCUACAACAACACGCACACUCACAUGCAGGCAGCUCUCACAUCAGUGUGUCUUCCUCACAGGGGAGGAGGAUCAUCCUCAUCGCUCAGUCAGAGCAGAUCUCUGCUCAGUCCUGGUUUUGCUGUGCUCCUCAUCCCUUCUUGACUUCUUCCAUCUCCUCCUGAAUUGGCGAUCCAGGCUGAAAAUGGAUGCAAAGACCGUCUCUCUGCUCAUUCUGAGCUUCUGCUGCUUCAUAUGCGGUUCACUGCAGGGAGUUCACCAGCGGCGUCUCUACAAAGAGCUGAUAAGGAACUACAACCCUUUGGAGAGACCAGUGAGCAAUGACUCGCACAGCCUGACCGUCCACUUCAGCUUCAGCCUGCUGCAGAUCAUGGAUGUGGAUGAGAAGAACCAGGUUCUGACCACUAACAUCUGGCUUCAGCUGUACUGGAAAGAUUUCUACCUGCAGUGGAACAUGUCUGACUAUCCAGGUGUGACCAACGUACGGUUUCCUGACAGCCAGAUCUGGAGGCCUGACAUCCUGCUUUACAACAGUGCAGAUGAAAGGUUUGAUGCUUCAUUCCACACCAACAUCUUGGUCAACUCCAGCGGCUACUGCCAAUACCUGCCACCAGGAAUAUUCAAAAGCACUUGCCACAUCGAUGUCCGCUGGUUUCCGUUUGACGUGCAGCGUUGUGACCUUAAGUUCGGAUCGUGGACCUAUGGAGGCUGGUCCCUGGACUUGCAGAUGAUCAACGCCGACACUACUGGAUACAUUGCCAAUGGAGAGUGGGAUCUUGUUGAGGUUCCCGGACAAAGAAGUGAGCGAUUUUACGAUUGCUGUAAGGAGCCGUAUCCUGAUGUGACCUUCACUGUUGUGAUGAGGAGGAGGACGCUCUACUAUGGCCUGAACUUCCUCAUCCCUUGUGUUCUCAUUUCCACCCUUGCACUCCUCGUCUUCCUGUUGCCUGCAGACUCUGGGGAGAAGAUCUCUCUUGGCAUCACAGUGCUGCUGUCUCUGACCGUCUUCAUGCUGCUGGUGGCUGAAAUCAUGCCGGCCACUUCAGAUUCAGUUCCUCUCAUAGCACAGUACUUUGCCACAACCAUGGCGAUCGUGGGUCUGUCAGUCAUCGCCACUGUUCUGGUUCUACAGUACCACCAUCAUGACCCGGAUGGAGGACACAUGCCUCAGUGGACCCGGGUGGUUUUGCUGAACUGGUGCGCCUGGUUCUUACGCAUGCGGCGUCCGGGAGAAGCCAAAGUCCUUCUGGCAUGUCACAAUAUGGGCAAGCGCCAACGAGGGAGCCUCUCCAGCCUGGAGCUCAGCAUUAACCCUGUGUCUGUCCCCCCCCAGCCACAUGUUACCAACAGCAACCUUCUCUAUGUGGGCUUUCAAGGGGUGGAGGGGCUGCACUGUGGCUCAGCCACAGAUCCAGAGCCGCUCUGCGCACGGUUCAUUGAGGAAGACUUUCUGAGAGUGGGAGGUGGGACAAGAAGAAGACAAGGAGGGGUCCUGAAUGACUCCGCCCUAGAGGUGGAGCUGCAGCAGAUCCUGGAGGAGGUUAGGUUCAUUGGUCAGCGUUUCCGCAACCAGGACCAGGAGAAGGCGGCGUGCAGCGAGUGGAAGUUUGCCGCAGCGGUCAUCGACCGCCUCUGCCUGGUGGCCUUCUCUGUCUUCACCAUCCUCUGCACCAUCGGCAUCCUCAUGUCUGCCCCCAACUUUGUGGAAGCCAUCUCCAAAGACUUCUUCAGCUGAGGAGAGGAGAUCUGUCCCCAGGGUGCAACUUGCAGCAUGAAUAGGGUCGGUGCCGUCAGCCGCAGGCCUCCCCCCACAGAAAACUCCUUUCCCUUCAUUUCCACUGAAGAUCGUUCAAACUGCUGAAGAGCUCUACCGUUAGGCUGAAGUUAACCUUUUCAAAGAGGAAAGUCUUCAGCUGUGAGCUGAAUACUUCCUUCUGCAGAUCACAGACCUCUGAGCAACCAUUCCUGCCAGUGCUCAAACACGAGGAUUUCUGAGGUUUUUAGCAACAAUUGUAAAAAGGAUAAAAAGCUCAAAAUCAACUCCUGUGUUUCAUGAGCUCAUGUCUUCAGCUGUCCCAGGCAUCACAUGUUUGCUUGAGGCUCUUCAUCCGUCUGCCAUCAGGUCGGUGCACAGCUUUCUCAUGCAUGGGCCCGUGUUUCCUUUGGUUACCUGUGACUUCCACCUGAAGCAUGGUUCAUAAACUGACCUGAACUCUGUUCCAGAUCGUAUCCAGAGGCUUUUACUAGUUAUUGACUGAUAGAACUCUUUGCCUCCUUAACCAGUUUUUUCUGUGUGGUCCUGAAAUGCUCUUUUAGAUUCUCUAAAGAUGAAGUUAGAUCUUUGCAGGAUAAAACUUGAUUGUGAACAAUGUGCUCUGUUCUUGCAUAACAUGAACACCAUCUUCUGAAUAGGGAGCAUGUUCCAGAUGAGCUGCAAUGCUUCCUGCAUUUCAGCCGUGUUUGGAUGAAGAACCACUCGAGUGACCCCCAUCCACCUCAGGGCUGAGGAUCAGCCCACUUUUAGUCUUUUAAUCAGACCAGGACCGAAAUUCCUUCAUAAAAAAAUCCAUUCAUCACCUUCAACAUUCUAAAAUGUCUUUUUCUACCUGUGAACCUGUACAGAAGAAGGUGAUCACAGCCGUACAGUUAACGGAGAAUAUCUGACGGAUCCUCAACCGAGAUAUUGAAGCGUCACGUGGGACAGGCCGUUUGGUUCACUCCACCCAGCUCCAUUACUCUCCAGAAAUGUUUGUAAUGUUUUGUUGAGUCCACCCACAUGCCAAUCAAGAAACAUUACUUGUUCCCAAAGUGGAGAUUUCAGCAGUUAUAAAAAAAAACAAUGAAACAAUAAAUGUCAAAAGUUUCUGCAUCCUGACCUCCAGUGGUCUUCGGAGGAACUACAACACGUGUCAAAGUCAAGGCCCGGGGGCCGAAUGUGGCCCGCAAUGUCACUUUAUGUGGCCCACAAGAGCAUAAAAGUUUUUAACUACUUAAAAUAUAAUUUUAUUUUAGUUAAUUACAUAUUAUUUAUGUGUGGCUGCAGUUGUAAUUAUGCAUUGUUUGCAGGUCUUAUGUGUGUUUGCAGACAUAUUGUUGUCAUCAAACCAUCAGUUGGAUACAAGGCUGUGUGCAGCCUUUUUUGGUAAAAUGUUACAC
Messenger RNA from Oryzias latipes (Japanese medaka), 3805 nucleotides. Its product is annotated as neuronal acetylcholine receptor subunit alpha-7. Gene Ontology annotation, cellular component: postsynaptic membrane. Lineage: Eukaryota; Metazoa; Chordata; Actinopteri; Beloniformes; Adrianichthyidae. Gene Ontology annotation, molecular function: transmembrane signaling receptor activity; acetylcholine-gated monoatomic cation-selective channel activity. Gene Ontology annotation, biological process: monoatomic ion transmembrane transport. The record is from RefSeq and is a predicted model, not a curated record.